AUGCUAGAUCUCCUCAUAAUCGGCGCCGGCUUCUCAGGUCUUCAAGCCGCAAUCACCGCACAAAAAGCCGGUAUCUCCGUCUCAAUCCUCGAAGCCCGCGACCGCGUCGGUGGUAAAUCCUGGACUAUCCCUCUCAAAAAUGCCAAAGGAAAGGCAGAUCUUGGCGCAGCUUGGGUCAAUGAUGCGCUCCAGCCCAUUGUAUGGUCUUAUAUCCAACAGUUUGGCCUGGAGGAUCAAAUCGUGAAGCAAAGACUUGGUCAUACGGCUGUUAUGGUUAGUGCGGACGGGGAAAGGAUUGAGUUCCCUUUUGGUAUUACACCUGAUUUUACGCCUGAGGAGAAGAAGAAUCUUGAGAUGGUGAGAGAUCACAUCCAAGCUGAAUCUUUAAAACCUGAUGGCUUCCGGAAAGAAGAUGAUCAGAUUAGUUUAGAUCAAUAUGUCCGUAAUCUCGGCGGCGGUCCCAAAACUCUUGAGAUGGUUAAUCUCUGGGUGAGGGUUAUGCACGGUCUCGAAUCGACUGAAGAAUCAGCAGCUUGGUUUAUCGAAUACUGCCGUACCAACCACGGUCUUCUAGCUAUUCGAGCAGAUGAUCGCACGGGCGGUAAUUACAUGCGUAUCAAAUCUGGUACACAAUCUAUUGCCAAGGGAAUCGCUGAUCUUAUCGGCCAUGAGAACAUUCAUCUCUCAAACCCCGUUUCUUCAAUCGAGCAGACUAAGUCAGGUGUUGUUGUGAGAACUACCACAGGAAAGAUUGUCAAGGCUAAGAAACUCAUCAUCUCGAUGCCUUCCGCUAUGCUCAAAGGGCUUACCUUCUCACCUCCCCUUCCUCAACGCGCACAGGAUGUUUAUAACCACACGAAACUGGGACAUUAUAACAAGGCCAUUGUGUUUUAUAACAAACCUUGGUGGCGCGAUGGUGGCUUUAACGGCUUUUUCAUGGACUUCCGUGGACCAGCAUGCGUUGUACGCGAUACUUCUUUCGACGACGAAGGUAUUUACGGUUUCACUUGUUUCGUCAACGGUAAACCCGGUGAAGAAUGGAGUAACCAGUCCCCUGAGACUCGACGAAAAGUUAUCCUUGAUCAACUCGCCUACGCUCUUAAUUCACCUAAAGCUUAUAACCCACUUGAGUUUAUCGAGCAAGUUUGGCAGAAUGAGGAAUUCAGUCGUGGUGCUCUUGCACCUGUUACAAAGAUCGGGCAUCUUGCGAAGUAUAAGGAUAUUUAUGGAAAACCAGUGGGUGAUGUUCAUUUUGUGGGGACGGAGUAUGCGAGUCAUUGGAAGGGUUAUCUUGAGGGUGCUUUGACGUCGGGAGAUGCUGGGGCGAAGGAGGUUAUUGAGGCGUUGAAAGACCAAUCUCCACUGGCAAAGUUGUAA
Messenger RNA from Fusarium redolens, 1377 nucleotides. RefSeq lists its product as uncharacterized. The record is from RefSeq and is a predicted model, not a curated record. Gene Ontology annotation, molecular function: oxidoreductase activity. Lineage: Eukaryota; Fungi; Ascomycota; Sordariomycetes; Hypocreales; Nectriaceae. The transcript has 2 exons. The coding region runs from base 1 to 1377 and encodes 458 amino acids.